UCUCGUUCUGUCAUCGUGUUUGUUAAAUCGGCUACAGGCUAUUUCGAUUACCACAGCUACCAUUAAGAAUAGUUUUGAUGAAAAAAAUAUACUUUGGAUGGAAAAUCUAUAGUUUUGGAGUAUACAUAAACGUAUCAAAAAGUCGUGAAUAAAAGUUAUAAACGAGAAAAAUCGAUAGUAUUUUAUAAACACGCAAAGUAUAACACAAAGAUCUUAAUUUCUUGUUUAUGUACUCGCGCAAGUAAUUUAAUUGUGGCAUCGAAAGUGCGUUGCCGAAAGUUUCACAUUUGACCCCUACAUUUUAGAAUUCAGUAAAUAUAUAUAUAUAUAUAGAAUUCAAUCAUGGUGGACGCAGCCCGUCAAAUGCUUGACGAACUUAUGGGUCGUAAUCGAAAUUUACAUCCAUCAGAGGCGCCACGUAAAAUCAGUUGGGAUGAUCCCGAUUUCUGCCAAUACUAUAUAGUUAAAUUCUGUCCGCAUGACCUUUUUAUUAAUACUCGAGCCGAUUUGGGACCAUGCACUCAAAUCCACGAUGACGAGGCGAAACGGAUGUAUGAUGAAGCACGCCCAUCUCCGCGAAAACGAUCUUACGAAGAUGAGUUCUUAAGGUUUUGCAAUAAUAUGCUAAAUGAUGUGGAUCGAAAAAUACAAAAAGGCAAACAGCGACUGCAGCUCAUGCAUCGUGAUCAGCCUAUACCAACAAUACCACUGUCGAAGUACCAGGAGCAGCUGAAUAAUAUGAACGCUCGCAUAAAAAAGUUACUCUCCGAAGCAGAGGAAGCUGGAAUACGCGGUGAUGUUGAUCAGGCCAAGGAUCUUAUGGCGCUGUGCGAGCAAUUGAAAGAUGAGAAGGAGGCAUUGGUCGCCCAGCACGAACAACAGCAACAAAUACACCAACAGGCAAAUGGAGCGCUUAAAGAAGCUUUAACUACGCCACCACCGGACACCAUCAUUGAGAAAUCCGAAUGCGAUAAAUCACCAAAAAAUGAAGAAAGUUCGAGCGCCAGUGGCAGUGAAAAGAAAAUGCUGCCUUGGAUGCAGGAUUUGGGGACCCUACCCGAGAAGCAAAUGGAAGUUUGUGAAAUCUGUGGGGCGUUUCUCAUUGUUGGCGACGCUCAACAGCGUAUUGAAGACCAUCUCAUGGGCAAACAACAUCUGGGGUAUUCGCGCUUGCGCAAAGCCGUAGAAGAAAUACACGAGCGCAGGCAAAAGGAUAGAGAAGAGGAGGAGCGCAAGAGACGUGAGGAACGUGAGCAACGCAGCGCUCAACGUAGCAGUUAUAGCCAUCAUAACGACCGUAGACGCGAGCAUCAUGAUCAUCGUGAUCGCGAAUGUGAACGAGAGCGUGAUUAUCGUGGACGUUCACGCGAUCACAGCAACCGACACUCAGCCGAUAGACACCGACAUCAUCAUAAAUCAACGCAUCGCAGACGAUCGCAUUCGCGCAGCAGUCAUCGUCGCAGCAGUCGGGAUCGUCAUAGUCACAGCCGGAGCCGUAGUCGCAGCCGCUAUUAAUUACACGCAUUCGUACGUGGCGGAUUGAGGUACUCUCCCCAAAAACAAACUAUAUAACUUAAAAAUCUAGCAUAAUCUAAAUAAAAGAAUAUUCUCAAUUCGUAGAACAAGGAGCAGAGACAUUCAUGCACAUUGAAGGCGUUGCAGCGUAACUGCCUGUAACGCUAACCAGCGGUUUGCUCUACUUAACUCCAUGAGACUCUACUCUCACUUGGCAUUAGUUGUUGCGAAAUGCCGCCGUGAAUUGCCGUAGGUUGUGCGAUUGUCAGGCUAUAAAAUCCUUUACGUUGGCAACGUCAUUUCGAGGUACAUUUGAAGCAAAAAUUAAACACAAAAUAGAUUAAAAAACAGCUUAUUUUCAAGGUAGUUGGUUUUAAUUUUUGAGUUUUUUGUUUAACUUUUCAUAGCGUGAAUUUACUUACAAAACGAAGAUAAGUGACUAUAGUCACACAUGCGCACACGAGUGACUGAAUGUCCUCCAGAACCCAGUUCUUUUGCGACUACAAGACCAGUCCUCUUCGAACCAACUCUAUUACAAGGUACUUUUUCUAUUUUUUGGAUUUUUUCUGAUAUGUAGUUUAAAGCAAAAAAAAAAAAAAAAAUAAUAAUAACAAAGUGACAAAAAAGAAGCAAAUUAAUACUCGUAUUUUUCGUACUGUAUGUUCUGGAAGUCAACAAGUGAAGAUUACCAUACCAAUAUCAUUUGUAGAUUUUAAGUGACCCGCGUACGCAUUCAUUCGUACGCCAGUUCGCUCCUUCGUUCGUACGCUCAGUAAACUGCGCACACAUUCACCCAUACCGAGGUAAUUGUUAAAACAAAAAUCAAUUUGCAAAUUGCCUCUUAAUUCUUAUUUAGUAGGAGAAAAAGAUUUUGUGUGUUGGGAAGUUAUAAAGUAAUGUGGUGGAAGUGAAGGGAUUGAAGUUGAUGUGUGAUUUAGUGGAAAACUCAGUUUUUUCAUACCCGCUUUACAAAGGUAACAAUAAUUUAUGAUACGGUUAACUUGUAUUUUUUUCUCGUAUAAUUUAAAAUAGUCAAUAAGUUAUUUAAAUAAGAAAAUAUUAUCUUUUAAUACAGCAGUUAAAAAAUAUGGAAAAAUAAUGUUAGACCUAAGUUGCUUAAAAAAAUAUAAAAAAAUAAGUUAACAAUUUGCGGUACAGAAAUAUUCGUUUAAACACGCCACGAAAGCCUUUUAAAAAUAAAUGUUAAAUUAAAAUAAAAACGAACGAUAUUCUAACUGAAAUGGGUGAAAACCCCUAACUUUGCAAGACCAAAGAUUAUGAUUUAACAAAAUUUAAAAAAAUCGUAACUGGAUAUACUAAGUUGAUGUCGUCCACAACCGUUUACUAACAAUUCGGUAUCCUACGUCCUAGCCGCCUCAAAUGGCGAAAUAACCUUGAAAGCUCGCUUUUGUGUGUACAAUUCACUGGUUUUAAAUUUUGGCAAUGAAGAUUUGGCGCAUGUGUUAUGGUAUCUGACGUUAUUGCAUUUGUGACCAAAAACUCGAUCCUGCCAUGCGUUUUCCGAUUUGAAAAGCUUUCGUGGCUAUCGCUGAUAUAGCGCAUUCAUCCCUCAUACCUAAGUCCUUAAAUAAAGCAAAAUUUUACCUUUACUUUCUCUAAUACAAGCGAUGAAAGAAGGCUUCAUAAAUUUUGUGUGAUGGUAUAUUUUUUUAGCAGAUAUUAAAAUGAGGUAUUCGCAAAAACUUUCACAAUACUGUGCAUUUUUACAGAAAUCACCUACAAGAAUACAGCGAAUCAUCGAGCAACUACAAUCAACACUCGUUCAAACAAUCGUUACUACCUUCCUUUGUUCGUUUGGUGCAACAUGAGCCAUCAAACUGGCAAAACCCCAACUCAUUGCAGGUAACAGACACCUUCCAAAAUCAACAUUUUUUUCAAACACAAACAGUUGAGCAGAACAGCCAAGCAACCGGUUACCCCAUCAGCAACACGAAGCGGCACUUAGCACAACAAAGAAUGCAACUAGGUACUUCCAACGUCGGCGUCCGGACGGUCUGCCAGUACGCCAGUUGUUAGGUCACCAUAAAGCCAAAAAACAAGGUGAUUUUUUAACUAUUGAGUUUAUGCUUGAGUUCUCUUAUACAUAUUUUUAUUAUUGAAAAACAACAGAAAAAAUGGCAAAUGGUAAUUCGUUUCCAAGCAAAUUGCCUACUAUACUACGUAUGUUAUUUUUCUAAUAUUGUAACUUUUUAACUUUUUUGCAAUUAAGCGUGAAUUGUAAUUGAAAAAUAAUACAACGUCAUUUUGCAAUUUGUUGCUUUAUUUUCGGCCGCCAUAGGCGACUUAUUACAGAUUGAAUUACUAGGUUUCGUAUUUCAAAUUGAACUUUUUUGAAUUCAUAUUAUAAAUUAGUCAAACUCGUUUUUUUAACAUCCAAAUCGGCAAAAUUAUGUAAGCGCCUUGAAAAUUUAAUGAAGAAUUUUAUAAAAAAGUUAAAAAGCUAAACAACUUGUAAUAUAAAAAUAAUACACGCUUUUCGCGUUUCUGUAUAAAAACGUACGCAGACAUAUACGUUAUCCGAUUUUGUAGGUUUAAUUAAAGUAGCAUAGUUAUUUAUGAAACGAAGAUGGGUACAAAAUUUUCAAUAAAAUAUGCAGAUUUGAAAAGAA
Molecule: messenger RNA, 4145 nt
Organism: Anastrepha obliqua
Lineage: Eukaryota; Metazoa; Arthropoda; Insecta; Diptera; Tephritidae
Product: luc7-like protein 3
Exons: 5
Coding region: 343-1515 (390 amino acids)
Biological process (GO): mRNA splice site recognition
Cellular component (GO): U1 snRNP; U2-type prespliceosome
Molecular function (GO): mRNA binding
Source: RefSeq, a predicted model, not a curated record